This is a messenger RNA of Guyanagaster necrorhizus, 599 nucleotides long. RefSeq lists its product as uncharacterized. NCBI's taxonomy places the organism in Eukaryota, Fungi, Basidiomycota, Agaricomycetes, Agaricales, Physalacriaceae. The transcript is spliced from 3 exons. Bases 168 to 389 code for a protein of 73 amino acids. The record is from RefSeq and is a predicted model, not a curated record.
CUUGGCAUGUACUUUGUUAGGUUUCUGACGCUCAGUGACUCUGGUACAAAAUUUCUGUAUUAUUCUGCUUCCUACGCCCUAACUUUGCCAACGUGUUGCCAACAAGCUUUCGACAAGUUCUAUGACAUUAUCUCUGUUCGUCUCUGACUGACGAACUGGUCACCAUUAUGCAACACAUCACCAUUGUAUUGGUAUUGGCUGCUUGUUCAGUCCGACUCGGCUCCCUACACCACGGUUCUAUUCAACGCGUCCUUUAUAUUGCUUCACUGGACCUACCCAGACAGCUUUCAUACGUAGGUCCUUUGUGGUGUUGUCCAUUCAGUCGCGACCGGAAUGACUUCCGCGAGGGGGAUCUAACCUUUCUUGCAAUAUUUCACAACGCCAACUAGAGGAAGUACAAACUCCGAGACGGGUAGCUGCUGACAGUAACCAGUGUACCGGCGAGUUCCAUCUCAAAUUGUCGUCUGUUGAAAGGUUUCAUCAUAGCGAGAUCACCAUUAACCAAUGAAAUGUUGCAGCUCUGUCCGGACGUAUCAAAACCUCGCCGCCACGCCCUAUCGAAGGGUUGGGUGUGUCCAUCUAUCUACAACUGAAACUAG